GAUGCGUGACCUACGUCUGCGAGGAACAAGGGAUCGCCUUCACAGGGGAUGCUCUCUUGAUACGUGGUUGCGGAAGGACGGAUUUCCAGGGUGGCUCGUCCAGGACACUCUACGAGUCCGUCCACAAGGUCAUAUUUAAUCUGCCGGCCAAUUAUAAACUUUAUCCCGCACACGAUUACAACGGCAAUACCGUCACGAGUGUGGCGGAAGAGAGAGCAUUAAAUCCGAGGUUGUCCAAGUCCAUGGAGGAGUUCACGAGGAUCAUGGACAACCUGAACCUGUCCUACCCAAAGAUGAUAGACAAAGCUCUACCGGCCAAUAAAGUUUGCGGACUCUUCGACGUGUGCGACGAGAAGGAGCAGUGAGACCCGCCAGGGUGGAGGGUGCGAUUCCACUUCUCCGAGAAAACAUCCAUACCUCGUUAAAGGGACCUCCGAAGUUCACCCUCCAAUCAUUGACCUCCCAGAGGACGAAGAAAGGGCCCUGAAAGGUGAUUCCGACGAUGAGAGCCCUCUUCGAGCCUAUUCCAACAAGCAGGCGGUAUU
This is a messenger RNA of Orussus abietinus, 545 nucleotides long. RefSeq names its product persulfide dioxygenase ETHE1, mitochondrial. Gene Ontology annotation, biological process: glutathione metabolic process; hydrogen sulfide metabolic process. Gene Ontology annotation, molecular function: sulfur dioxygenase activity. The record is from RefSeq and is a predicted model, not a curated record. The annotation marks the transcript as partial. The transcript is spliced from 3 exons. Lineage: Eukaryota; Metazoa; Arthropoda; Insecta; Hymenoptera; Orussidae.